AUGGGUCUCUGCAAAACACUUUUUGUUUUCCUGCUCACGGUCACCCUAGCGGGUUUUGUCCACCUGGUAAACCGCCCAGAGAAUUGGGUGUUUGAUCCCAAGGAACUUCAGACCAUCGUCAAACAGAGCAUUUCAAACGCUCGAAGUAAAUAUGGGGAUAAUCCCUCCGCCGACGCGGUCAUUGCCGAGGUGAUCGAAGGAGUUCUUGCAACGUACCCCGCACACACAACAAAUAGUAGUCGAUGGAUGUGGAACAAUGCAGGCGGGGCAAUGGGUUCCAUGAAGCUUCUUCACGCGUCCUUUUCCGAGUACAUCAUUAUAUUUGGCACUGCUGUGGGGACGGAAGGCCACACCGGUCGUUACCACUUGGCAGAAGACUUCUUCACUAUUAUUCAUGGGGAACAAUGGGCGGCGCUACCGAAUUCCACAGUGCCGGAAGUAUACAAACCUGGCGACCAGCAUUACCUUCCAAAGCACACGGCAAAGCAGUAUAAAAUGCCUGGUCCAUGCUUUGCAUUGGAGUACGCCCGCGGUGUCAUUCCUUCCAUGUUCUUCUUUGGCUUCGCAGACAUGUUUUCAUCAACGUUGGACAUGGUAACCUUGUAUCACACGGUUGUGGAGUCCACAAAGCAAAUGAUACCUAAUGCCCUUCGAGGAAAGAUAUAA
Molecule: messenger RNA, 666 nt
Organism: Trypanosoma brucei brucei TREU927
Lineage: Eukaryota; Euglenozoa; Kinetoplastea; Trypanosomatida; Trypanosomatidae
Product: C-8 sterol isomerase, putative
Exons: 1
Coding region: 1-666 (221 amino acids)
Cellular component (GO): endoplasmic reticulum
Source: RefSeq, a predicted model, not a curated record